This is a messenger RNA of Acyrthosiphon pisum (pea aphid), 1291 nucleotides long. RefSeq lists its product as uncharacterized. The record is from RefSeq and is a predicted model, not a curated record. NCBI's taxonomy places the organism in Eukaryota, Metazoa, Arthropoda, Insecta, Hemiptera, Aphididae. The coding region runs from base 340 to 1077 and encodes 245 amino acids. Gene Ontology annotation, molecular function: protein binding. The transcript has 2 exons.
UUAUAUCCUUAAUUCCAAUACAGUCAAUAGUACAUUUUCCAUCUUCGAAUGUUAGAUUUUUUAAUAAAUAUUAAAUAGUUAUAUGAUCAAACUGAACAAAGUUAAGUGAUUAAUAUUAACUAUUAAAUAACUUAUUAUUUCAUGUGUUCCCGGUUCCGGACGUUCGGGUAUUCCAGUGUUAGUGAAUAGUGAUUACAGAAGUAAACUAAAUUUAUAAUAGGUCCAAUCUAAUACUUCGUUAUAAAUAAAUUAUUCUUUUAUUUUUAAAAAUAUUUAUAAAAGAUAGUACGUUUUCAAGUGAAAUCAUAAUAAUAUCGAAACACAUUACGUACUUGAGAAAUGAAUUCACUGUCAUCCGAGUUUUCAUCACUUCUGUCAAAUGCACUUACCAGUCUAGGAUACGAGCGACUAUUCAACAUUGCUUUUGUAUUCACUGUUGAAACUGGCUUUAUUCCAACUACUUUAGCAGAACAUUUUGACUCAACGAAUUCAAAUAUUGAAUUAGCUAAAAUGGUAAACAAUGUGCCACUGAAUUCAUUUUGGCAUAAAAAUAAUAAUAUUUUUAAUGCUGAGCUAGUAAUGUCUAAUCAGUUAUGCCAUUUAACUGGUGUUCCUAAUGAUGAUUUAUUAAUUAUAACAUUAAGUUAUUCGAAUGUAUCUAAAUGCACUUAUUUUGAAAUUGACAGAAGCAUUUUCAGUAUAAAUACAGAACAUGUAUUUCAUUUAUCUUUAAAAUAUAAAAAUUUGGUUAGCGUUCCGAUUAAAUGUGCCAUAUUGGAAAUCACUGUUGGUCAAUAUCCUGGUUUGUGUGGAAUACCUGAGGAGUUGAUUUCAUAUAUUAUAACAAAACUAAACAACACCUCUGAUUUGUAUGCGCUGAUGAGAUGCUGUAAAAAAUUGUAUCAUUCAGUGAUAAGCAAUCAGUUUUUAUGGAAAACUUUAGUGGUCGAAAAGUAUAAAAAGGAAAAACUAUCUACUGAUCUAAUACAACAACCAAUUAUGGAUUGGAGAACUGUGUAUUAUGAAGUUAAUAGAAUAAAAUCUGGUAGAAGAACAAUCGAAAUAAUAAGAGAAUGAUUUAUUAUUAUAUUACCUACUUAAACACCAAGCAAGGCUUUAAAAUUAAUUUUCUUAAUCAAUUAAAAAUAUUAAGUAUUACUUUAUUUUAUGAAAAUUAGAAUAAGUAUUUGCUAGUAUGUAAUUGUAGGUACCUGUUGUUCAAUAAUUAUGAGAUAUUUUAUACAAACCAUAAUAUUUAUUUUCAAUAAAAAACAUUAAUAUGUGCUUUAAA